UUGAUAACUUACCAGAUUAGAGAGUCGAUGUCUGAAGUAAAAGAAAUAUUCUAGCCUAAUAAUUUAAUUUAAUGUUUUACAUGUGAUGUGCUUCAAACGUUGAACAAUAGAUAUUUAUUUGUUGAUCUAAUCACUAGUUCUUGUGACCCGCAAGUUCAUCUUUCACCAGUGACAUGUUACCUAAAGAUUCACGACAAGCUCUACAGUACAUGUUAUACAAUGUUGUGUAUGCCACAAAAUUUUCACCAUGUGGACGUUACCUUGCAGCUGCAAACAAGUUCGGUGAUGUUGCUAUAUUUAGUUUGAGUGCAGCCUUGUCACCAGAUGUAUGUGAUGAAGCAAAAUGUCCCAUAUUCUCAUUUAAUGUUUGUAAACAUGGUGGGAUUUACUGUCUCACAAGCACAGAUACUUUCUUAAUAUGUGCUGGAGAAGGGGACAUCCAGGCUUACAAAUGGUCUGAUAUCAUCGCAAAGAACCCUAAAAUCACCUGGUCACUUUCCAUUCCACAAAAAGGUGUGUUUACACAUCCUGAGGUGAAUUCGUGUGUCAUUCACUCUGACAGUAGUAGCUCCACCUUGUAUGCAGGGUCAGGGGAUAAUUUGAUCCAUGCAUGGGAUAUUGAAAGUGGAACCUACCUGGAUGCUCUCAGUGGACACAGCAGCUACAUACACUCAGUCAAAGUGAAAGAUGAUGGGAGGGGGCUGAUAUCUGCAUCAGAAGAUGGCUCUGCCAUUCUUUGGGAUAUCAGAAAGCGAGAAGCAACAAAUAUAAUCAAGCCUUAUGAAAAUGACAUGUGUGCACGACCACACAUGGGCAAGUGGCUGCAGUGUUUGACUCUGGAUGAGGAAAAUUACUGGCUUUUGCUUGGUGGAGGACCAACACUUACUGCUUGGCAUCUGAAAACCUUGACCCCUACAGCGACCUUUGAAACUCCUGGUGUUGCACAGAAUGUAGCUAUGUUCUAUGAAGAUAAGAUAUUUUCAGCGGGGACCAGCAAUGUGUUCAAUCAUUGGUCCAUCACAGGGGAACAUAAAAUGGCUGUACCAGUCAGCCCCACAUCUGUGUAUAGCAUUGAUAUCAACACAAAUAGCAAAUCAAACAAGGUUCUUACAGUAGCUGGCAGCAGUGAAAAAAUUGACGUCUGCACAAAUUUUGGCUAUUGUGCAUUUUCCCUGUCAUUUAUGCCCCCUGCUUCUUGAUAGUUCUGUGUUCAUAUUCACCUCAUUGUAAUGAUAAUGUUCAUGUUUUCUUCAAUAAAAUUUCAUGUCAUUAGCA
This is a messenger RNA of Physella acuta, 1275 nucleotides long. Its product is annotated as THO complex subunit 6 homolog. Gene Ontology annotation, cellular component: THO complex; transcription export complex. Gene Ontology annotation, biological process: mRNA export from nucleus. Gene Ontology annotation, molecular function: protein binding. The record is from RefSeq and is a predicted model, not a curated record. Lineage: Eukaryota; Metazoa; Mollusca; Gastropoda; Physidae.